AUGCCACUGAAAGAAGAAGAAGAAGAAGGCACAAGUAGAAUAAACCUCUCAUCCUCCGCUAAAUUCUGUAGAAUCCUAGCAAACUGCUCCUCCCCGAUUCCAGAAGUUGAUGCUAGAUACAAGUUGGAAUUUAGCAGUCAGUGGCCAUAUAGCAAAGAACAGAGAAGAGAGGGGCUCUCUAAUGAUUAUUGUGCUUAUGUUUCAGUCUUUGAGGGAACAAAAUUUGAGAAUGGAAGCUGCUAUUUGGAUGAUACCUUAUAUCCUUUUAGUUCAGGCAUCUGUGUCGCUUGUGGCAAGAACAUUGAAGAUUACAUGCUGCACCAUCUCCAAAUAGAAGAAAGCCAAAUCCCAGAAAUGUCCCUGGAAUUGUACAAAGAGUAUGGGACAACAAUAGCUGGUCUUAAGGCACUGGGUUACAAAUUUGACAACGAUGAGUUCCAUGCAUAUGUUCAUGGAAAAUUGCCAUACCAUACACUGAAACCUGAUCCUUUGUUGAGGAAUCUGCUUCUUUCAAUGCCACAGAGAAAGAUGAUCUUCACAAAUGCAGACAAAGCUCAUGCUGCAAGAGUUCUAAGCAGGCUGGGCCUGGAAAACUGCUUUGAAGGAAUCAUAUGCUUCGAGACACUGAAUCCAACUGAAAAGGUCACUACUACUCUCAGAGACAAUGUAUCAAACACUGAUAGGGCCAAUUGCGAGGGAAGAAUACUCUGCAAGCCAUCUUUGGAAGCCAUCGAAACCGCCAUGAGGAUCGCAAACAUCGAUCCCAAGAAAACAAUAUUCUUUGACGACAGCGCAAAAAACAUUGCAGCAGGAAAGGCAGCAGGUCUUCAUACUGUCCUUGUUGGGAGGUCAGUGCCGGUACCAGGGGCUGAUCUUGCACUGGAGAGCAUUUACAACAUAAAAGAAGCAUUGCCUGAGAUAUGGCAGGAUGGAAAGCAGACGAAACCAGUUAUUGCGGCCACCGCAGUGGAAGAAACCACAGUCCUUGCAUGA
Molecule: messenger RNA, 993 nt
Organism: Musa acuminata AAA Group (dessert banana)
Lineage: Eukaryota; Viridiplantae; Streptophyta; Magnoliopsida; Zingiberales; Musaceae
Exons: 8
Coding region: 1-993 (330 amino acids)
Source: RefSeq, a predicted model, not a curated record